Molecule: messenger RNA, 2451 nt
Organism: Talaromyces marneffei
Lineage: Eukaryota; Fungi; Ascomycota; Eurotiomycetes; Eurotiales; Trichocomaceae
Exons: 1
Coding region: 1-2451 (816 amino acids)
Biological process (GO): L-tryptophan biosynthetic process
Source: RefSeq, a predicted model, not a curated record
AUGCAUUCUGUCGCUGGUAAAACACCAUCAGCAUCAGCACCCACCAAAAAGGACGUCCUAUAUGUAGAUGCCUAUGACUCAUUCUCUAACAAUGUCAUCUCAAUGCUCGAAGAGAACUUGGAUGUCAAAGUCACAGUUUUAACGGUGGACUCGGAAUGGCCAAAUGGAGACAUGCGAGGAUUUCUGCGUGGUUUUGAUGCUGUGGUGUUGGGUCCAGGUCCCGGUCAUCCCGAAUGUGCAGCGGAUGUCGGCAUUAUGAAUGAUAUAUGGACUCUGGAAGGGGAGGAUCUGUUACCUGUACUGGGGAUUUGUCUUGGGUUCCAGAGUUUGUGUUUGAAUCAGGGAUUGGUGAUCAAGAGACUUCCGUGUCCUUUACAUGGUCAGGUACAUCAGAUAUCCGCUGUGGACAUGGAUAUAUUUGCGGGAAUUCAGGACUUUGAGGUGACACUAUAUCAUUCUCUCUACGCCUCGACGGGUUCUGAGACUCUUACUUCUCCCGAGGAAAUCCUCAACAGCAAUAAAUUUCCCGAUUCAGAAAAUCUCUCGUUUCUUGCGUGGUUGACGGUUCAGGAAGAAGAGUCUGUAUACCGAAGGCUCCCGAUGGGUGUUCGUCACAAAUCCAAGCCAUUCUGGGGGUUUCAGUUUCACCCAGAAUCUUGCAAGUCAGAUAGAGAUGCUUGCAAAAAGCUACUAUGGAAGUGGUGGGCGGCAAGUAUAGAAUUCAACCAAACAUCUAAACGCAACAUUCGACCAAUAUCAAAGGACAUUUCGACUCGCACCUUGCAAGCGCCGGAUGUUCAAGAAAAUCUCAGCCAUGUCCUCGAUCAAUUGACUGCAGACUCUUCACAAACAUGUUUUCAUCGUUCUUUACCCCUGCACGGGCUCUAUCCCGAAAAUAUCUUCGAACUAUUCAACACACCUGGCUCUCCAUCAGUUCUGUUUCAGUCCAAUGGAAGGUUCAGCAUCAUGUCUCUCCCUUCACCACGGAGUUGGCGGCUUGAAUACUCCGUGCCCAGAAAGUCAUUUUUGAUUGAAGAGCUAGGCGCAAUAACGAGCACUACUACUUAUAAGAAUAUCCCUGUGGAAACUCUUUGGCAAGUUUUGAAACAUGUCAUGGAUACCAAAAAAGUCACAUCAGGAAGAGACAACGUUCCUUUCUGGGGCGGAUUCCUGGGUUAUUUCUCAUAUGAGAUGGGACUCGUUGGACUGUCCCAUCCUAAAACGUCGCCGAUUGUGGGCUCUAAUGGAGAAGACUCAAGCUUUGCUCAAGAAGACGAAACAUCUGUCCCCGACGCUAGUCUAUUAUGGGUUGAACGAAGCAUCGUGAUUGAUAACGUUUUGCGAACAAUUUACAUUCAAUCUACGCGAGAAGCCGACAAUCAACCUGGUGGCUGGCUAGAAACCAUAUAUCAAAAGAUACAACAAUUUUAUUUACGUACGAGCCAAGCCGUUGAAAUCGGAUAUAAAUCGGCCGCACUGGAACAAUAUAGUUUGUUGACUUCUGCAGAAAGAGAACUCGUCGACAAACUUCUCCAAGGAAGCACGGUCAAGAUUCCUGACGAGACGGCCUACAAAUCACAAAUUGCCGAAUGUCAGGAAGAACUCAAAGCCGGCGAAUCAUAUGAGCUUUGUCUCACUGGAGAAACAACAAUCACACUGCCGGCAAUCACUGAUGCAAGGCUGCGCAAACUCCGUCCUUGGCUGAUAUACAAGAAGCUGAAAACAUACAAUCCCGCAGCAUUCAGCGCUUAUGGAAGCUUGGGCAAAGUCAAGAUUGCUAGCAGCAGUCCGGAGUGUUUCCUAAUAUGGGAUCGAACUUCUACUCUGGAAAUGAAACCCAUGAAAGGAACGGUACGAAAAUCGCCCGGCAUGACAUUGGAAAAAGCCAAGGAGAUUCUAGCCACUACCAAAGAAAUGGCGGAAAAUUUGAUGAUUGCUGACCUGAUUCGCCAUGAUCUAUAUGGGAUUUGUGGCUCAGGAAAUGUGCAUGUUGAGAAACUUUUGGAUGUCGAGGAUUACGGGCGUGUGUAUUCGAUGAUUACCCAUGUGAAAGGGAUAGUUGAUCGGGCGACGGCAAAAGACUCUAGACAUGACAGUAUGGCUGCAUACGGCCUUACUACUUUACAACGCACUUUGCCACCAGGAUCAAUGACGGGAGCACCGAAAGAACGAUCAUGCAUGCAUCUCGACAGAAUCGAGGGCUGGAAGCGCGGUAUAUAUUCCGGCGUGAUGGGUUAUUUGGACUUGGGCGGUUCGGGCAGUUUCUCAGUCCUGAUAAGAACUGCAUUUAGCAGUUCAGACCAUGAAGAUGCAGCCAGCGCGACUAAGCCAGAAGUUUGGCGUCUUGGUGCAGGAGGUGCAGUGACCAUAUUGAGUACACCGCAAGGGGAAUGGGAUGAGAUGAUAACCAAGUUACGAACUGUGGUUAGCAUAUUUGAAUCUUCAAAAUAA